ACCCAAUCACCCAAUCCAUCCUGGACGUACGGCCAGAAAGUCGACGCCACUCCUGCCGGAAAAGACUGGCUUGCAGGCGAAUCUGCAGGCUGGAAUGUCUAUAACACAGCAGAAAUGGACAAGGCCAAUAUUAGGAAGCUCUUGAAUUCAGGCAUUGCACCACGCCCCAUGACGAUCGUAUCUACGAUCAGCGAGGAUGGCGUAGAGAACCUGGCAUCGUUCAGUUGGUUCAACACAGUCACGGACUAUCCGCCUGUCAUCUCAUUCGGAAUCAACCGAAACCCUGCGGGCCGCCUAAAAGACACGACCAGGAACUUGAAGAACGGCCAAGGGUUCGCCGUGAACAUCAUCAGCGAGGCGUUUAUCGAAAAUGCCAAUGCGGCUGCCGUAGACGCUCCUCCCGACGUCGACGAGUGGACUCUCAGUGGUUUGACAAAGGAGAAAUGUGUACGCUUGCACAGCCUCACGCGUCAAAGAAAGCGCUUUAGUAUGGAAUGCGAGUUGUACAAAUCGAUAGACAUCACGCAUCCAGUCACAGGCGAGCACACCAGCACGCUCAUCCUCGCGCACGUCAAGUACUUCCACGUGCGCAAAGACAUGCUCACAGGCAGAGGUGCUGUCGACCUCAUAAAGUUCAAGCCUGUCGGACGUGUGGGCGAUAUCUCAUAUGCCCGGGUUGGAGAUACAUAUAGGAUGCCUGUUCCAUUAUGGGCGCAGGAGGAGGGGAAGAUACAGGAAGCAUUGAAGACUCUCGCAUCAACAUGA
Messenger RNA from Suillus plorans, 765 nucleotides. RefSeq lists its product as uncharacterized. Gene Ontology annotation, molecular function: FMN binding. The transcript has 6 exons. The annotation marks the transcript as partial. NCBI's taxonomy places the organism in Eukaryota, Fungi, Basidiomycota, Agaricomycetes, Boletales, Suillaceae. The record is from RefSeq and is a predicted model, not a curated record.